AUUUGUAUUUUAAUGCAAACAUUCGAUUGUUGUUUAACCAGAAAAAAAAAACACACAGUUCAAGUUACAACAGGAGAAAUUCAGGAGGAUAUAUUACGUUCUGCUCCCACUAUCGGCGAUCGAUCUUCAUGUACGUGUAGACGCUGCUUAAGCAUCAACGGACGGCACUGCCACAAUCCGAUGUAAAUAAUUACACAAAGUUGUGUGAUGUUGCGUGAAGACAUCGAAAACCAAUCCUUCUCAUCAGUACAACGGUAGUGAAGCGAUGGACGGCACGGACUUUUUACUGGGAGGAGUCGGUUCCAUGGCAGCUACGCUAAUAACGAACCCGCUAGAGGUCGUUAAAACGAGGAUGCAGCUUCAGGGGGAACUGGCUGCGAAAGGAACCUACCACAAGCCUUACCGGAGCGUGGUCGAUGCGUUUAUUACGAUCGCAAAAAAGGACGGGUAUGCAGCGCUACAGAAGGGUCUGGCACCGUCCCUGUGCUUCCAGUUCAUACUCAACUCGUGCAGAUUAGGCAUCUACAAUACGGCCAACGAACACGGAUGGACCAAGCAGCGGAACGGCAAUCAAUCGAUUCUGAAGAGUGCCUUCUGGGGUGCAACGGGAGGAUUCGUCGGAUCGGCUUUAGCGAGCCCAUUUUUUAUGCUACGCACCCAUCUGCAAUCGCAGGCCAAGGCAGAAAUUGCGGUCGGUUAUCAGCACCAGCACACCGGGAUGAUAAGCGCCAUGAAAGACAUCUUUAAGAAGCACGGCAUUCAGGGUCUUUAUCGUGGGGUUGCCGUUACGAUGCCUCGCGCUCUGCUCGGCAGCGGAGGACAGCUGGCCGCGUUCGGAUACACGAAAGACUUCCUGGAGCGGCGUCCGAUUGUGGCGAAGCAAAGCGAAACCUUUGUGUCGACUGUUGCCGGUGCGGUCGGUGGCACGGUAAUGGCCGUCACAAUGACUCCGCCAGACGUUAUAGCAACGAGGCUGUACAAUCAGGGUGUGGAUGCAGGAGGUAGGGGCAUUUACUACAACGGGGUAGUGGAUUGUUUUAUUAAAAUCCUGAAGGCGGAAGGAGUGGCCGGGCUGUAUAAAGGAUUUUGGCCACACUAUAUGCGGAUCGGUCCGCACGCAACGUUGGUGUUACUAUUUUUCGACGAGCUGAAGACGAUGCGCAGGAAAUAUUAUGAGGCUAAAUGAGUUUAGCUGGUUGCGCAGCUCAGCUAGUACGAAUGUUGUUAUUUCCAUGUUAAAACACACUCAGUAGUUAUUGUAAACGAAUCAAGCGCUAGUUAGUUUCGAUAAAUAUAUAAAACAUUGUUAAACUAUU
This is a messenger RNA of Anopheles stephensi (Asian malaria mosquito), 1316 nucleotides long. Its product is annotated as solute carrier family 25 member 35-like. The record is from RefSeq and is a predicted model, not a curated record. Bases 266 to 1186 code for a protein of 306 amino acids. The transcript is spliced from 4 exons. NCBI's taxonomy places the organism in Eukaryota, Metazoa, Arthropoda, Insecta, Diptera, Culicidae.